Symbiodinium sp. CCMP2592 is the source of this 2010-nucleotide messenger RNA. The record is from the annotation of a GenBank genome assembly. Lineage: Eukaryota; Dinophyceae; Suessiales; Symbiodiniaceae.
AUGAUGCUGACCACGGGCUCCACACCCGCCCUCGGCCAGCACGUCCUCCGGUCGCACAAAGUGGCGCUAGAGAUCACCUCGGUGGCUCUGAAAGCUGCGGAGGGCGAGGCGAGCUGGGUGGCAGAAGUUGGUGUAGGAGCCGGGGCGCUCACGGCUGCUUUGUUGCAGAACCCGGCCUGUGCAGGGGUGGUGGGCUUUGAGCUGGACGAGCGAAUUUUGUCCCAGGCCCUGGAGAAAGGCAGUGUCAUACGUCGAUACCAUCCGAUUUGCAGGGACGUCCCCGAGGCUGCACGCACACUACGUCGUGAGGCCUGGGAAGACCACCUGACCGGCAGGAGCCGCUGCUUCGUCUUUAAAGGCGACUUCUUGACUUGCCGGGCGGUACCAAGCCGCUGCCGUAUCGCUGUGGGCAACCUUCCCUACAAGAUCUCGACUGCUGUGGUGACUAAGUUGCUGUGCCAGGAGCCUCCCAUGCAGAGGGUUGUCUUGAUGUUGCAAGCCGAAUUCGCCCGCAAGUUGCUGGCAAAGCCGGGCUCAGUGAAGUUCGGACGCGUCUCCGCGCUGGUGCAGGCACUCUGCUCAAAUGCGCAGUUCGCCAUCCCCGGUGUGCUCACCCCAGACGUUUUCUCACCGCCCCCGCGCGUGGACUCUGCUGUGGUCUUCCUGGAGCUGCACCAGGUGCCUCUCAGUCAUCGGGGCGUGGAGGUGCCUGCGGCGGCUUUGGAUCAGCUGCUGCGGCUGCUCCUGGACACGAGGGGCCCGACACGCAGCGAAGGGCUGGAAGUCCGGCUGACGGAAGUGGCGGAGCGGGUGGCUGCUCAGAGCCUUCCUGAAACCUGGCGCCUGGCUAUGGCACGGGCGGGCGUAGAUCCGGCGAAGCCUCCUGUGGCGAUGGGCACCGAAGAGUUCGUGGCCUUGACAGCCGAGCUGCGAAACUUGGGCUUCGCUUCCGAUGCCGUGCAGAGAGAUAUCUCGGUAUCCUCCUACAUUACUCCACCACACCAGCUUCGGGUGCGGCUAAAACCCGGGAAGAGCCACGAGGACCUCUUCGUGGAAGAGGCAGCCUGUAGCUACGCAGCUCUCCGUUUCAAGCUGCGCCAGGAUGAGAAGGCAGCAGAGGUGGCACCGGCGACGAAGGUCCGGAACAACACCAAGAACCCUCUGCACUUCUGGUUCAUCGACAACUUCCUGUCGCCGAAGUUCAAGGUCUGGGGGCGUUUUGACUUGAUUCCGAGUGAGUCGGGGGCUUCCUGGGCAUGUCGCGUGCCGACUGCCACUGCCGGGGCAGGCAUUCAUCCCGCAGAUGGCUGCGAGGCAACCUCUGCUGAUCUGAGUAAGCAGAGGUACAACUUCAAGUACGACUUCGUCACCUACAAGUGGCCCUCGUGGCUCAACCCACAGAGCAUGCCGCCCAGGCGAGAAGCAGCGGCUGAUAUGGGCAUACAAGUGCUCUUCCCGCAGGACGUGCCGAAGAUCAUCUUCAUCGAUGCCGACCAGGUGGUGCGGGCCGAUGUGAAGGAGCUUUGGGACCUGGACCUUAAGGGCAACGUCUACGGCUUCGUCCCGAUGGGUGACACGAACCCUGACACAGAGGGCUUCCGCUUCUGGAAGCAGGGCUACUGGAAAAGCCACCUGGGGGGCAAACCGUAUCACAUCUCAGCUCUUUUUGUCGUCGACUUGAUGGAGUUCCGCCGGACCUCCAUUGGGGAGACGCUGCGGGGUGUCUACAACCAGUUGAGCCGGGAUCCCAACUCGCUGGCGAACUUGGACCAGGACCUGCCCAACUUCGCCCAGCACCAGGUGCCGAUCUUCACCCUGCCCACCGAGUGGUUGUGGUGCGAGACGUGGUGCUCGCAGGAGAGCAAGCAAAGCGCCAAGACAAUUGACCUCUGCCAGAACCCGCUCACAAAGGAGCCAAAGAUUGUGAUGGCGAAGCGUAUCAUUUCCGAGUGGCAAACGCGGCCUCCUCGACAAUUGCUCAUUCAACUUGCAGAUCUUGGUAUCCCCUAA